CCCAGCGAGCACCAGCCACCGCGCCACCGCUGCCGCCGCCACCGCUCAGCGAGCAUCGGCCGCUGUCCGCCACCCCGCCCGGCGAUGCCAGAGGUCCCCGCAGCUCGCGCCUGGCCUCUCCUGCUCCUGCUGGCUGUCCAGCUCGGCACAGCCGCCGGCGCUCCUCAGCCGUGGCACUGCGCUCCCUGCUCCGCUGAGAGGCUUGCGCUCUGCCCGCCCGUGCCUGCCUCGUGCCCGGAACCCUCCCGGCCCGCCGGCUGCGGCUGCUGCCCGACGUGCGCCCUGCCGCUGGGCGCCGCAUGCGGCGUGGCCACUGCGCGCUGCGCCCGCGGGCUCAGCUGCCGCGCGCUGCCUGGGGAGCCGCGGCCCCUGCACGCCCUCACCCGCGGCCAGGGCGCCUGCAUGCUCGUGCCCGACGCCGCGCCCAGCGCCGAGGCCACAGAUGCAAAGGGCCCGGCAGCCCCCGACAGCGUGCCCCCUGAGAGCACAGAGAUGACCCAGGAGCAGCUUCUAGACAGUUUCCACUUGAUGGCCCCAUCCAGCGAGGACCUGCCCAUCAUCUGGAACGCCAUCAGUAAUUACCGGAACAUGAGGUCUCGUGAGAUCUCUGACAUCAAAAAGUGGAAGGAGCCCUGCCAACGAGAACUCUACAAAGUGCUGGACAGAUUAGCCAAGGAGCAGCAGAAGGCAGGGGAUGAACUUUACAAAUUUUAUCUGCCGAACUGCAACAAGCAUGGAUUCUAUCACCCCAAACAGUGCGAGACGUCCCUGGAGGGAGAGGUGGGGCUCUGCUGGUGUGUCUACCCUUGGAGCGGGAAGAAGAUCCCAGGGUCUGUGGAGAUCAGAGGAGACCCCAAAUGCCAUCAGUAUUUCAACAUACAGAACUGAGAACAGGUGCAAUAUGAUCUAUUCCUUCACAUGAAAUAUUUAAGUAUAUAGUAUAUUUAUACAGUAGCAUACACACACACUUUUAUAUAUAUAUAUGUAUAUGUAUAUAUAUAUAUACAUAUAUAGGAACUACUUUUUAUACUCCACAUAUUACUUGACAUAUAAAGCUGUAGUUUAUUUAUUCACUCUAAGUUUAUUUUUUUCUACACAGUAACUUGUGCUAUAUUAAUUUAUAUAUCAUGAAAUACUUCACAUCACCUUGUAUGUAAAUAUUUGUAUUUUAGCUCUUCAAAGGUUCAUGCUUCUGUUUUUAAAGAGCAUGGGAAAAUAGUGCCUAGAAAAUAAAAAAAUCAAAUGUGUAGCAGUGAUUUUUUCAAGUGGCUUAACAGAAGAUGGUUAAGCCAAGCUUAAGAAUGAUUCAGUCUGUAUAUUCCAUGGAUCUGAGUUUGGGGUAAAUUUCAAGGGAAAGUUAAAUGUUGAUUAUAUAAUCAAAGCUAGAUGUGGUGAUGUUGCUACAUGUUAAAAUAUGCAUUGGAUAUAUCGUCAAACACACUUGCACAAUGUAAACAUAUUCAGAAUAAAUAUUCCACGUGGGAACAUUUUU
Molecule: messenger RNA, 1492 nt
Organism: Ceratotherium simum simum (southern white rhinoceros)
Lineage: Eukaryota; Metazoa; Chordata; Mammalia; Perissodactyla; Rhinocerotidae
Gene: IGFBP1
Product: insulin like growth factor binding protein 1
Biological process (GO): regulation of insulin-like growth factor receptor signaling pathway
Cellular component (GO): extracellular region
Molecular function (GO): insulin-like growth factor I binding; insulin-like growth factor II binding
Source: RefSeq, a predicted model, not a curated record